AUGCGUAACCGGAAGUUACUUUUCAAUUCCACGCCAAAACGAACCUUUCAACGAUACUCCUUCCAGGAAAGUACAGUGCAAAGCAGUCGUUAUGCAUCCUCACUACCAGUACUUAAAUAUGCUUUUAAAAUCUACAAUAACUGUCUGGUAAAACUAUCUUUCGUUUGUAUUCUUUGUUUUUCUCGUAUUUGUUUUCAUUUCGCUCUUUUCGCUUUUUGUUUUCAUCUUCUCUUUUCGAUCUUUCUCUAUCGGUCUUUUUCUAUGUCUAUCUUUUCUUUACUCAAACCUGGUUACGCUUUUACUGUUUCUUUCUCUUCGACUCUUUAUCUAUUUAUCACCUCUUAUUUGAAUUUCUCACUUCUCUUCAGCUCACAGUCACUUUCUUUUUAUUUUUUGUAUUCCUAUCACUUCAUUCUUAAUUUUAAGUCCAUCCCUUUUAUUCCUCAUCAUCGUCUGGACGUAGCGCCACUGAAAACCGGAAGUGAACAAAUGGACCGAUAUUCAAAUAAAAAUUGCCGCGAUUUCCAUUUUGUUAUGACCCAGCUUUCUCCGCCUCUCUUCCUAUUUCUUAUUCAAUGUACUCUCCAGAUUCCCAACACCACUUGGUACAUCCUUUUUUCUUUCUCUAAAAGGAAAUGUCUCUCUUGUCUCUCACACAUGGUUCUUCCUUUCUCCUUCAUUCCGAGUGUAGUACUACCACUAUACUUGCAGGACUUUAUCCACUCCUUGCUGUUCGUGCCGAGGGCUUUUUCUCGAGCUUCUUCUUGUUUUUUCUUUCUUUUUCCUUUUUUUUUUCAUCUUUUAACAAUAUUUACUUCUUCUGACUCUCUCUCCCCCUCUCUCCCCCCCUCUCUCUCUCUCUCCCCCCUCUCUCUCUCUGUUGCUUAUUCUUUCUCCAUUACUUCUUUGUCUUUUUCGGUACUUGAUAAAAAUGGAGGAAAGACAUUAAAACUUUUUCCUCUCUCCCUCUCUCUCCCUCUCCCUCUCUCUCUCUCUCUCUCUCUCUCUCUCACUAUGAAAACAUAUUUCUGGCACGCUCUUUCUCUCUGUCUCUAUCUAUCUAUCUAUCUAUCUAUCUAUCUCUCUUGCGGCCUCAGCCGAGAUUGA
Molecule: messenger RNA, 1107 nt
Organism: Acanthosepion pharaonis
Lineage: Eukaryota; Metazoa; Mollusca; Cephalopoda; Sepiida; Sepiidae
Source: the annotation of a GenBank genome assembly